This is a messenger RNA of Galdieria sulphuraria, 683 nucleotides long. RefSeq lists its product as uncharacterized. The transcript is spliced from 4 exons. The coding region runs from base 41 to 526 and encodes 161 amino acids. NCBI's taxonomy places the organism in Eukaryota, Rhodophyta, Bangiophyceae, Galdieriales, Galdieriaceae. The record is from RefSeq and is a predicted model, not a curated record.
GAAAAGUGAAAAAUUGAUUUGGGCAUAGUGUUCGAUCAUCAUGGAAGAACAAGAAAGCGUGUUGGAAAAGGACUGUUUUAUGCAAACUUCCAAAGGCAUGUUGUAUGGUUUAGCUGCUGGUGUCACUUAUGGUGUCAUAUACAACUUUGUUUCCGAGUUUGAAAACGAUCUUCGAGAGAAAGCUUUGGAACGAUACGGUCACUUGGUUCAGAGGUUUAGCAAGCCACCUGUGCAGUUCAAUGCUGUUUCUAAUCUUGCACGUUAUUCUCUAGUGGGUGCGUCCACUGGGGCGCUGCUUUUAGGAGGCUCUUGUGUGGUGGCACACUUACGAAACAAGGAAAGUUUUUUCAAUGGUUUGAUAGCUAGUGGUUUAGCUGGCAUUCCCUUUGCCAUCAACAGUGGAGUGGUACGAAAUGGGUUUUAUGCAAGCGGAUUUUUGGCGCUUUGUCAUACACUAUUAUCUCUUCAAGGAGGUCGAUUGGUGGUGAAUAACGGUGAAACCGUAUUCAAAUAUGAACCCAAAUAAGGGAGUCAAAACGAUGAGACACUGUCCGUGCGUGUCCAUUAGAGAAAGGUUUGCUAUGUCAAUCUUUUCCAGUGUUCCCAUAAAUAUGGCAUUUGAUGUAGACAACGUUGUAUUUGCCAUUUUGUCUCCGCUUGGGCUAUGGCUUGUCGAUUGCUUU